AAACGCGGUUUAACAGCGAAGCUGCCUCCUCGGAAGAAGAGGAUGCAGAGAGUCGCGACGGCGCGCUGAAAGCCGCGGACCACAGCCCCUCUGCGAAGAAGAGCAUCGCGCAGAUUAUGAAGGGCAAGAAGAAGCAGACGCAGCUCACCCUGCAAUGGCUGGAAGAAAACUACAUUGUCUGUGAAGGAGUUUGUUUACCAAGGUGCAUCCUUUAUGCACAUUAUUUAGACUUCUGCAGAAAAGAGAGGCUGGAACCUGCCUGUGCUGCAACUUUUGGGAAGACCAUUCGCCAGAAAUUCCCUCUUCUUACCACAAGGCGGCUUGGAACAAGGGGCCAUUCAAAGUAUCACUAUUAUGGAAUUGGCAUUAAAGAAAGCAGUGCAUACUACCACUCUGUGUAUUCUGGAAAAGGCUUAACGAGAUUCUCUGGAAGCAAGUUAAAGAAUGAGGGUGGUUUCACUCGUAAAUAUUCUCUGAGUUCUAAAACUGGAACACUUCUCCCAGAGUUUCCAAGUGCUCAACACCUUUUGCUUCAAGGGUGCAUUUCUAAAGACAAGGUAGAUACUCUUAUCAUGAUGUACAAAACACACUGUCAGUGUGUCCUUGACAAUGCAAUUAAUGGGAACUUUGAAGAGAUUCGGCAUUUCUUACUACAUUUUUGGCAAGGAAUGCCUGACCAUCUUCUUCCCCUGCUUGAAAAUCCCAUCAUCAUUGACAUCUUCUGUGUUUGUGACUCAAUACUGUAUAAGGUCCUUACAGAUGUGCUCAUCCCCGCAACAAUGCAAGAAAUGCCAGAAAGUUUACUGACAGAUAUAAGAAAUUUUGCAAAAAACUGGGAGCAGUGGGUUGUUUCCUCUUUGGAAAAUCUACCAGAAAACCUGACAGAUAAGAAACUGCCUAUUGCACGAAGAUUCGUUUCUUCCCUGAAACGACAGACAUCUUUCUUACACCUAGCACAGAUUGCUCGGCCAGCCCUAUUUGAUCAGCAAGUGGUAAAUUCCAUGGUGUCAGAUAUUGAAAAAGUUGAUUUAAAUAGUAUUGGCUCUCAGGCACUCCUUGCAGUCUCAGGAAGCACAGACUCUGAUGGGGAAGUCUACAGCGAAU
Mesitornis unicolor (brown roatelo) is the source of this 1104-nucleotide messenger RNA. Its product is annotated as DNA-binding protein RFX6-like. Gene Ontology annotation, biological process: regulation of transcription by RNA polymerase II. The annotation marks the transcript as partial. Gene Ontology annotation, molecular function: RNA polymerase II cis-regulatory region sequence-specific DNA binding; DNA-binding transcription factor activity, RNA polymerase II-specific. Lineage: Eukaryota; Metazoa; Chordata; Aves; Mesitornithiformes; Mesitornithidae. The transcript has 11 exons. The record is from RefSeq and is a predicted model, not a curated record.